GGAAGAAUAAUGGAAGCCCCUGAAUACCUUGAUUUGGAUGAAAUUGAUUUUAGUGAUGAUGUAUCGUAUUCUGUAACUUCUCUCAAGACCAUCCCAGAAUUAUGUAGAAGGUGUGAUUCACAAAAUGAAGACAGAUCAGUCUCUAGCAGCAGCUGGAACUGUGGAGUCUCAGCUCUUAUCGGAAAUGCACAGAAACCAACAGGAAUUGCAGAUGCCUGCAAUAAAUUCAGACCAGUAAAGAGGGUUUCCCCAUUAAAGCACCAUCCAGAAAACUGUGAGAACAAUGAGAGUGAUGACCAGAAGAACGAGAAGGGAGAAUGCCAAAAAGGUAGUGAUUCUCACUCUGCACCUCCAAGUGAUGACCAGAGUCCAGAAGAGGGAGAGAGCCUUAAAAGCAAAAACAUUGACCCUGCUGUUCUGCUUGGGGAGCUGGAGCACUAUGAUCUGGAUAUGGAUGAAAUUUUGGAUGUGCCUUAUAUUAAAUCAAACCAGCAACUCGUUCCCUUUACAAAGGUAGCUCCUGAGAAAAAAAAUCUGGGUGUCUGUUCAACAGUGAAUGGUCUUAGUGGCAAGACCUGCUUUGUGGGGAAUGCAGAAAGCUCGCCUGCCAGUGGAACACAGUUCUGUGUGCUGUCUCCUGUGAAAGGCACUCAGCUGAGAAAAACACAGCCCAUUGUCUUUGAUCAGCACAAGCACAUAACAGAAGAAUUAGAGCUUUCCCAGCCUUUACUAAGGUGUAGCUCAGCCCAUGAAUCUGAAGCCCAAGGCAAGGGCUUCCUCAACAGGACAUUUGUUGAUCCUCAUCCUCACAAGACUGAGAAGACUAUGCCAAACUGCCAUCUGAGGACUUUCCACCUGCAGACGGCAGUGGCAGAAAGCAAACAGCUAGAGGAACUGAAUAUGAACUGGAGCAGUGCAGGGGGCCUGGAAGAGAAGAAUGAAGAAGGGAAAAAAAAGAGCAUCUUAAACAUUGUAAAGGAAGGCCAAAUAGCUUUACUACCACAUUUAGCAGCAGAUAAUCUGGAUAAGAUCCAUGAUGAAUGUGACAACAAUCUGCUGCAUGUAGCAGCAUCAAAGGGACAUGCUGAAUGCCUGCAGCAUCUCACUUCUUUGAUGGGUGAAGACUGUUUGAAUGAAAGAAACAUUGAGCAGCUAACUCCAGCUGGAUUAGCAAUAAAGAAUGGCCAGCUGGAGUGUGUUCGAUGGAUGGUCAGUGAAACAGAAGCUAUUGCAGAACUGAGUUGCUCUAAAGAUCACCCAAGCCUUAUUCACUAUGCGGGUUGCUAUGGCCAGGAGAAGAUCCUUCUGUGGCUUCUUCAGUUUAUGCAAGAACAAGGAAUUUCACUGGAUGAAGUUGACCAGGAUGGAAAUACUGCUGUUCACAUAGCUGCUCAACAUGGCUAUUUAGGAUGCAUACAGACUUUGGUAGAAUAUGGAGCUAAUGUCACCAUGCAAAACCAUGUGGGAGAGAAACCCUCACAAAGUGCUGAGCGGCAUGGGCACACCAUGUGUUCCCGCUACUUAGUUGUGGUGGAGACAUGUAUGUCAUUGGCCUCUCAGGUCGUCAAGCUAACUAAGCAGCUGAAGGAGCAGACAGUGGAACGUGUGACGUUACAGAACCAGCUCCAGCAACUUUUAGAAGUGCAGUGGUCAGAGGGCAAGUCACUGCCCACAUCCCCGAGCUUGCCAUCAUCUCCAGCUUCUGCCAAACCCCAGUGGAAACCAUCUGAAGGAGAUGAAUUGUCUCCACCAAAACAUAAGCUGAACACCCAGGAUGGGAUUCAGAUUCUUGGCAGCCUGGGAACCUCUAGUCGUACUCGACCCAAGAUAAAAGAUGAGGACUCUGAUAAAAUCUUGCGCCAGUUGUUGGGGAAGGAAAUCUCUGAAAAUGUCUGUAUGCAGGAAAAGCUGACUUUGGAAUUUCAGGAUGCUCAUGCAUCUUCCAAGAAUGUGAAGAAGAUUUUGCCAGAGAAACGGGAGCUGAAGUUAGCCAGACUGAGGCAGCUGAUGCAGAGGUCACUCAGUGAAUCUGACACAGACUCAGCUAAUUCUGAGGACCAUAAAAACAUGCCUGUGAAAAGAACUGACAAACCAAGGCCUCAGCCCAUAGUAGAGAGUGUUGAGAGCACAGAGAGCUUACAUCUGAUGAUUAAGAAGCACACCUCUGCAGCAGGACGCCGCUUCCCCUUUGGUAUCAGGGUCUCGAAGUCUGUGGAUGGGCACAGUCCUUCCCCUACUUCAGAGGGCAGUGAUCCAGAUAAUGAAGUCCCAUAUCAGUCUGCUACAGUACCUCAGAGCCAGUUUUGUGGAGACAGCUCUCCAUCCAGCAUGGACAGUGCUGCUGCUCAAAAAGUUGCCACCAGCCCUAAGAGUGCUCUUAAGUCUCCAUCUUCAAAACGCAGAACCUCACAAAAUUUGAAACUCCGAGUAACAUUUGAGGAGCCUGUAGUGCAAGUGGAGUUAGCAGAGUCAGAACUGAAUGAGGAAAAGGAAAAAGACCGGGGCAAAGGACUUGUGCGGGCUCCACUCAGCUCUGGAGAGCCAGUGGGGGACCAUCUGAAAAGGCCUUUUGGAACCUUUCGGUCCAUAAUGGAGACACUAAGUGGCAACCAAAACAACAACAACAACUGUCAAACAGCAAACCUGAUCAAAACCUCAUCAACGCUGCCUUUUACCUCAUUAGGAAGGAAGACAGCAGACAGCAAAGGAAAUCCAGCAGCUCUCACAAAAGGAAGAAACAAGCCAGGUCCUUACUUCAGCUACACCAGUCUUUCCUCUAGCACGCUGAACGAAGAACUUCUGUGUAAUUAUGCUUGGCUUGAGGACAUCAAUAGGACAAGCCAGAAAUCCAACAAUCAAAAGAGUACUGAUGAGCCAGAGCUGCAGGAAUUCUUCCUCUAAACCACAUCUCUUGAUCAUAGUAUCAUAGUAUCAUAAGGGUUGGAAGAGACCUCACAGAUCAUCAAGUCCAACCCUUUACCACAGAGCUC
Molecule: messenger RNA, 2990 nt
Organism: Pogoniulus pusillus (Red-fronted tinkerbird)
Lineage: Eukaryota; Metazoa; Chordata; Aves; Piciformes; Lybiidae
Gene: SNCAIP
Product: synuclein alpha interacting protein
Exons: 11
Coding region: 10-2901 (963 amino acids)
Molecular function (GO): ubiquitin protein ligase binding
Source: RefSeq, a predicted model, not a curated record